Messenger RNA from Branchiostoma belcheri (Belcher's lancelet), 2098 nucleotides. RefSeq names its product NSFL1 cofactor p47-like. The coding region runs from base 48 to 1193 and encodes 381 amino acids. Gene Ontology annotation, cellular component: cytosol; nucleus. The transcript is spliced from 8 exons. NCBI's taxonomy places the organism in Eukaryota, Metazoa, Chordata, Leptocardii, Amphioxiformes, Branchiostomatidae. Gene Ontology annotation, molecular function: ubiquitin binding. Gene Ontology annotation, biological process: autophagosome assembly; nuclear membrane reassembly; membrane fusion. The record is from RefSeq and is a predicted model, not a curated record.
CUGUGCCAUAAAUUACCCGGCAUCCUUGGUAAAACUGAGGAACAAUCAUGGCGGACAAGGAUGAGCUUCAAUCCCAGUUUGUUGCAGUAACUGGAGUUGACCAGGGUCGAGCCAAGUUCUUCCUGGAGUCGGCACAGUGGGAUUUACAGGUUGCUAUAGCCCACUUCUAUGAUGCAGGAGGAGAUGAUGCCAUGGAAGAAACAAGUCCCCAGGCUGCAGGCACUUCAGCAACCCAACCUGGGGGCAGUGCCAAGGGUGGAAGGUCUCAAGGAAGUUCCAGAUUUGGCUCAGUCGCUGCCUUCAGAAGGCAGGAGUCUGAAUCUGAUGAGGAGGAAGGACAGGCGUAUUACGCAGGAGGGUCAGAACAUGGGGGAGGGCAGCAGAUCUUAGGGCCACCUAAGAAGAAGUCCAAUCCCAACCCAGAUGAUGUCGUUGACAAGCUUUUCCAGUCAGCCAAAGACCACGGAGCUGAAACAGUGGAGCCAGAAGAGGCUGCUGCUCGGCCAAAACCCUUGGCAUUUAAAGGAACUGGGUACAGACUUGGAGCUACAGAAGAGGACACUCAGGUUGUGCAGGGAGAAAGAGAUGCUUCACGACGUCAAGAGAAAACAAUUGCUUUACGGAUGUGGAAGAACGGGUUCACAGUAGACGACGGAGAACUACGAGCGUAUGACGAUCCAGCCAACCAGGAAUUCCUCAACUCCAUCAACAAAGGGGAAGUUCCCCUGGAACUGAUUAGGAUGUGCCGUGGACUGGAGGUAGCCUUGAACCUGGAGGACCAUCGUCACGAGGAGUGGGCCCCGCCCAAGGUCGCCGUCAAAGCCUUCUCAGGAGAGGGCCACAAGCUGGGCAGUCCGACUCCCAACGUCGUGUGUGCGCCCGCUGCGGCCGCAGCUAGCGGUGACAGGAAAACUAAUGAAGCCACGGCACAGAGUAACGUGGGACUGAAGGACUCGGAGCCCACCACUAGUAUCCAGAUCAGGUUGGCCGACGGGUCGCGACUAGUCGCCAAGUUUAACCACACCAACAGAGUCAGCGACGUGAGGCAGUUCAUCGCCACGGCCAGGCCGGAGACGGCGGUCACUCCGUUUGUUCUGAUGACCACGUUUCCUAACAAGGAACUGACCGACGAGAGCCAGACCCUAGCAGAGGCCAACCUGUUAAAUGCAGUCAUUGUGCAAAAGAUGAAGUGAGAUAGGUUGCAAUAAUCCCACUGUAAUAAUAAUAAUACUGGUCUGAACAUGUUGCUUCGGGGUCUAUGCGGAAGAGUAUGGUUAUGGUGUUAAUAUUCUGUUCAUCUUGUAUUUCCUCUAUCCUUCUCUUCCUGCGUAAAGGUACUAUCUCAUGCCAUAGAAUUGCUAGUAUUAACUUAAGUCAUAAAGCUCAGUCACUUUUGAAAGUCGUUGUCACACUAAUGUAAACUUUAACUUGGUAAGGUGCACAGUUUUUGCCAUUGCAGCAUGGAUAAAGAGGGACAUUCAUGAGUACAUGAACUUAUUAAAGAAAUGUAGGAAGUUGUGGAUCCAUUGUGUUAUUUAUUUAUAAUUGAAUCUCCCUGUUUAUUGGACAGAAUUGGCCAAGUAUGAAAUUUUGAAAAGCACAAAGUCUGUGAUGAUGAAUGUAGAUCCACUAUACUGGUAGGUUAUAUUUCAUACAGGAUUCAUGUACACACUUGCCUGUACUCUGCCCUUCAGGCAUUACCAAAAACCACUCCUUUAUGUGGUGAUAAAAUUUAAAAGGCAAUUCUGACUGUAAAGAAUCUGUAUAGGUUCCAUUGACAAUGGUUAGAACCUCUGUUGUAGGGAGAUAUUAACCUGUACGUCGAGGGACUGCUCUUGCUUUUGCAUUACCGGUACAAGAUUCUGGUAAUUCAACAUGUUGGUUCAUAUUCUAUCAUUCAAAGUGGAAGAAUACCUUCCAUGUGUUUGGUGUAACCAAAAGCACAGAAUCCAGACCUACAUGUAACUCAUUGAAUGUGUGUGGAGGAAUAUAGAUUUGUUAAUGUUAUGCCAUAUAAAAUCUAUAAUUGUUCCCUAACUUGUGUCUUUCCUUGGUUCUUUUGUUUCAGAAAAUAUUUUUUUUUUUAAUUUUAAUAAUA